This is a messenger RNA of Triticum dicoccoides, 1050 nucleotides long. Its product is annotated as putative protein phosphatase 2C 23. The transcript has a single exon. The coding region runs from base 1 to 942 and encodes 313 amino acids. Gene Ontology annotation, molecular function: protein serine/threonine phosphatase activity. The record is from RefSeq and is a predicted model, not a curated record. Gene Ontology annotation, biological process: protein dephosphorylation. NCBI's taxonomy places the organism in Eukaryota, Viridiplantae, Streptophyta, Magnoliopsida, Poales, Poaceae.
AUGGAGACGCUGGAGCCGAUCCAGCAAACCCUGGGCGAGAUCGACAAACGGAUCCCCGACGCCCUCCGCGCCGCGUUCGGCCUCGAGAAACGAGCCUCGUGCUCCUCCGAGGACGCCAUCGCCAGCUUCUUCGCGCUGUAUCUAGAGCCGCCGCAUCAUCGGGAGCGCCGCGAGCGCGACGGCGAGGAGCCGCGGGCUCUGAGGAUGAACUGGGCCUCAUGCUACGCGCCGCGCCACAACGAGGACGCGCACUUCGGGCACGACGAGGCCGGCGUCGUCGGCGUGGCGGACGGCGUCGGCGGGUACCGCAAGAAAGGCGUGGACGCCGGCGCCUUCUCGCGCGGGCUCAUGACGAGCGCCUUCCUGCAGGUGCUGGCGACCGAGUCCGGCACGCCCGUCUGCCCGUACACGCUGCUGGAGCGGGCGUACGAGGAGACGGUUGCCUCGGCCGCGAAGGGGGGGUCCACGGCGGUCAUCCUCUCGCUCGCCGGCACGGCUCUCAAGUGGGCGUUCAUCGGCGACAGCGCGUUCGCCGUGUUCCGAGACGGCAGGCUCGUGCACCGUUCGCAGCGGCAGCAGAGGCGUUUCAACUGCCCGUUCCAGCUCAAAGCAACCGGAAAAGGGGAGCGCGUGAACAAAGCCGACGUCGGGCAGAUGGCGGUGAGACACGGGGACGUCGUGGUGCUCGGGACAGACGGGCUGUUCGACAACAUGUUCGACGCGGAGCUGGAGGUGGUCGUGCGGAUGGGCAUGGCGCUGGGCUUCUCGCCCAAGAACAUGGCGGACGUCGUCGCGGGCAUCGCUUACGAGAUGUCGACGAGCAAAACCAGAGACUCGCCGUACAGCGCCGACAGCCGGAGGCUACAAGGAGACCAGCGCCGCGGUGGGAAGCCAGACGAUAUUACUGUCGUCGUCGCGUUCAUUGUCUCUCUGUACUCUUGACCUACAUUUGUUUUUCCACUCCUUCUUCCGUGCGUUGUGAGUCUUUGGGACAAGAGCUGUCAUCCAUGGACAUGUAAAGGAGUUUCCAACCAUAAAUCAGGUCUUUGG